AUGAUCCAAAAAAAACUUUCUUUCUAUCCUUCAUUUUUCCUCCUUCCUUCCUCCAUCCUCUCCCUCCAUUCUUUUUUUUUUCCUUCCUUCCUUCCUUCCUUCUUUUCGUUCUUUCAUUUAUUUUUUUUUUUUCCCUUCAAUUUUUUUCCUUCCCCUUUUCCUCCCCCUCCUUCCUUCCUUUCUUCCUUUCUUUAUCGCUUCUUUAUUUCAUUCUUUUCUUUUUAUUCUUUCUUUCUUUCCUUUUUUCUAUUUUUCUUUUCUAUCCCUUCAUCUUUUCGUUCCAUUCGUUCCUCCUUCUUUUCUUUCUUUUUUUUUUCUUUCUUUCUUUUCUUUCUUUCUUUCUUUCAUUUUUUUCCUUUUCCUAAUUCCUUCUUUUUCUUUUUUUUUCAUUCUUUCUUUUCUUCUUUUUUUUUUCUAUCUUUCAUUUUCCUCCUUCGUCCCCUCCUUCUUUCCUUUCCUUUUUUUUUUUUUCUUUCUUUCUUUUCUUCCCUUCAUUUUUUCCUUCCUAUUUUUUUUUUUCUUUUUCUUUUUUUCGUUCUUUUUUUUUUCUCUUUCGUUCGUUUCUUUUUUUUUCCCUUUUUUCCUCCACCUCCUUCAUUGCUUUGGUUUCUUUUCGUUUUUUUAAAAUGUAUUUCUUUCGUUUUUUCAUUUAUUCUUUAUUCCUUUUCUUUCAUUCUUUUUUUUUUUUUUUCCUUCAUUUUUCUCCUAUUUUUUUUUUUUUUUUUCAUUUUUUCUGUUUUUCCUUCUCCAAUUCAUUUUUUAUCUAUCUAUCUACCUAUCUAUCUAUUUUUAUUUAAUUACCUAUCUAUGUUCCCAUUUCCUGUUUUUUCUUUCUUUUUUUUAUUUCUUUUUAUUUUUUCAAAAAUUUUAAAAACCAAUUUUUCUUUUUUAUCUACUUCUUUUUCCUUCUUUUUUUUUCUUUUAUUUUUAUAUCCAAAUCUUUUCCCUUUCUUCAUUUCUCUAAUAUUCAUUCAUUCAUUCUUUCAGCAACUUUUUUUUAAAUUUUUUUUGGUCUUUCUUUCUUUCCCUUUAUAUUUCCUUUUUGUUCCUUUCCCGCCUUUCUUGAAUUCUUAUAUGAUUUUCUAUAAAUCUAUAUAUCUCGUUUAUAUUCCCCACCCUUUUUAUUUCCCUUGCUUCUCUCGUUUCACCCCUCUCUAUUUUAACUCACUCCCUCUCUGUCAUUUCUUCAUUUCAUCUCUAUCUCCUCCUAUUUUUUUUCAAAUCAUUUUUCUGGUCAUAUCUAUCUAUCUAUCUAUCUAUCUAUCUCAACAUUAUUCAUUCUAUCUAUCUAUCUAUCUAUCUAUCUAUCCCAACAUGUUGAUUAUCUAUCUAUCUAUCUAUCUAUCUAUCUCAAUAAGUUUCUAUCAAUCAGUCAUUCUAUCUAUCUAUCUUAGUAUAUUCAUUAUCUAUCUAUCUAUCUAUCUAUCUAUCUAUCUCAAUAAUAUAUUCAUUAUCUAUCUAUCUAUCUAUCUAUCUAUCUAUCUAUCUCGAUUUUUCCCCUUUCCUUCAAUCUGUCGGCAAGUGACGGCGGCACUCCUUCCGUCUCAAACCCGAUGCCAAAGCUCCGAAUAG
This is a messenger RNA of Acanthosepion pharaonis, 1572 nucleotides long. NCBI's taxonomy places the organism in Eukaryota, Metazoa, Mollusca, Cephalopoda, Sepiida, Sepiidae. The record is from the annotation of a GenBank genome assembly.